AUGCCUGGAGUUCCCAUCGACGCCCUGGACAACCUCAAGUCCAAGUUCAAGGCCAUCUUCAAGAAGAAGGACGAGAAGAAGGCCGAGGCCAAGCCCGCCGAGGCAAAGCCUGCUGCGACGACCACCACGCCCGCUGCCACCGAGCCCACCAAGACUGAAGCUGCUCCCGCCGCUGCCCCGGCCACUGAGCCCGCUGCUGCCCCUGCUCCUGCUCCUGCUGCCGCUGCUGAGCCAGCCAAGGCCCCCGAGCCUGAGGCCAAGAAGGAGGAUGCUGCUCCUGCUACCACCGAGCCCGCCAAGGCUCCCGAGGCUGCUCCCGCUGCGCCCGCAACCCCUGCUGUAGCCGCCGAGGCCCCCAAGGCCCCUGAGCCCGCCACCGCGCCCGCUCCUGCUGCUGCCCCUGCUGCCCCGGCCGUCACGGAGCCCGCGAAGACGGAGGAGACUCCCGCACCCACCGCCCCGGCCGCCGCCCCCGCUGCUGCUGAGACCGCGCCCGCGCCCGCUGCCGCCCCUGCUCCGGCCGUCGCUGCCCCCACUGAGGCCGCCAAGCCCGAGGAGAAGAAGGAGGCCGCUGCCACCGCCUAG
Molecule: messenger RNA, 585 nt
Organism: Colletotrichum fioriniae
Lineage: Eukaryota; Fungi; Ascomycota; Sordariomycetes; Glomerellales; Glomerellaceae
Source: RefSeq, a predicted model, not a curated record